AAUCAGGGCGCACGCAGGAGGGCGUCUCUACUUAAUAAGCUGUGGUAGGUAGCAGGGGAGGGGACAGAUCUACACUAAACAUGGAAGGGGAAGGAGAAAAUCAAGCAGCAUAUUAAAUGUCUAAAUAACCACUGCAAGGGUUUACUGGCGGGACAAGCUGCACUCAGGCAUCUGGACAAAAAGAUAACAAUAAGCUGUGAUUGUUGUUAUUCUGGAGAAGAUCUGCCUCUGCUGUGAGGAGGACAUCUCUCUCCACAGACUGCGAAGCUUCUACGUUUUGAACAUCUACGCUUGUGAUCGUUAUUGCAUCUGAAGCAUCCCGCUGCAGCUCAACCACAAGUACCGCAACCAAGCAGCAGCCAAGUCUCAUCCAUAUUUAAUAGCUUCUUAAUGGCUACUGAUGUUUCAUUCUGAUUUAUGAUUGAGCAUUGAAGCCAUUUCCACCUUAUAUGAGAUUUACAUCAGUGCUGCCGCAGAACUCUUUAUAAAAAGCUGUUGAUGCAAUAGGUCACAGUUGCCUCAUGAAUUAUUGACACAUCCUAGCUUAUCUUAUUGUAGUUCAACACAUAAAAAAUCCAGCAGAGAGUGAUAGUCGACCCUUCACUGUUAACUCCACAAGCUCAGGAUGGUGGAGGAGCGCAUUUAUGCCACUGGCAUGGCCGCCAGGCUGAGGAGCCAGUGGGAUCGCGAUGAAGGUCUGGGACAGAACCACAACGCCGUGAAGUUUCUGGGUCAGGAUUAUGAGUCUCUGAGAGCCCAGUGCCUCCGGAGUGGGAGGCUGUUUGAGGAUAGCCUGUUCCCGUGUGCUGCAUCGUCUCUGGGAUUCAGUGAGCUUGGACCAAGAUCCUCUAAGACCUACGGAGUCCAAUGGAUGAGACCCACGGAGUUCUGCAAGCGGCCUGAGUUCAUUGUAGACGGAGCUACUCGCACAGACAUCUGUCAGGGAGCUCUGGGGGACUGCUGGCUGCUGGCAGCCAUCGCCUCGCUGACCUUAAACAACUCCCUCCUCCACAGAGUGGUUCCUCAUGGUCAAAGCUUUCAGCAGGGAUAUGCUGGCAUCUUUCACUUCCAGUUCUGGCAGUUUGGCGAGUGGGUGGAGGUGGUGAUCGAUGACCGGCUGCCAGUGAAGGACGGGAAGCUGCUGUUUGUCCACUCAGCAGAGGGAACGGAGUUCUGGAGUGCACUGCUGGAAAAGGCCUAUGCUAAACUGAAUGGCUGUUAUGAGGCUCUAUCAGGUGGCAGCACGUCAGAGGGCUUUGAGGACUUCACAGGCGGCGUGACGGAGAUGUACGAACUGAGGACAGCCCCCUCCGACCUCUUUAGCAUCAUCAGGAGGGCCAUAGACCGAGGAUCACUGCUGGGCUGUUCCAUUGACAUCUCCAGCUCAAUGGACAGAGAGGCCGUCACAUUCAAGAAGCUGGUGAAGGGACACGCCUACUCUGUGACGGCUGUGGACGAGGUGGUGUAUAGAGGAAAUAUGACCAAGCUGAUUCGCAUCAGAAACCCCUGGGGGGACGUGGAAUGGACCGGAGCCUGGAGCGACGACUCCAGAGAGUGGGACAAUGUGGAUCGCUCCGUCAGAAGCCGGCUGCAAAACCGCAGCGAGGACGGUGAAUUCUGGAUGUCGUUCAGUGACUUCCUGCGCGAGUUCAAUCGUCUGGAGAUCUGUAACCUGACAGCCGACGCCCUGCAAAACAGCCAGCUGAAGAAAUGGAGCUCCUCGCUCUACCAGGGAGAAUGGAGAAGGGGCAGCACUGCUGGAGGCUGCAGGAACUACCCAGCAACCUUUUGGCUCAACCCUCAGUUCAAGAUUUUGCUGCAGCACCCAGACACUCCUGGACAGUCAGACUGUAGCUUCCUGGUUGCCCUCAUGCAAAAGGACCGCAGGAAGAAAAGGCGAGAAGGCAAAGACAUGGAGACCAUCGGCUUUGCUGUCUACGAGGUUCCUGGUGAGUUUGUGGGCAGGUCUGGUGUCCACCUGAAGCGGGAGUUCUUCCUCACCCACGCCUCCAGCGCUCGUUCUGAGCUCUUCAUCAACCUGAGGGAGGUCAGCUCGCGGCUGCGGCUGCCGGCAGGGGAAUACGUCAUCGUCCCUUCGACUUUUGAGCCGCACAAAGAGGCCGACUUCGUCAUCAGGGUUUUCUCUGAGAAGCCUGCUGACUCUCAGGAGCUUGAUGACAAUGUUGAAGCGAAGCUUCCAACAGAGACACAGUUGGAAGAGAGUCAGAUCGAUGCAGGCUUCAAGAGUCUCUUCAGACAACUGGCUGGGCCGGACAUGGAGAUCAGUGUCACAGAGCUGCAAACUAUAUUGAACAGGAUCAUCAGCAAACAUAAAGACCUGAAGACAGACGGCUUCACAAAAGAAUCCUGUCGCAGCAUGAUAAACCUCAUGGACACGGACGGCAGUGGAAAGCUGGGCCUGACAGAAUUCCAUGUACUCUGGGAAAAGAUUAAACGAUACCUGACCAUCUUCAGGCAGUUUGACUUGGACAAAUCAGGCACUAUGAGCUCCUAUGAGAUGAGGAUGGCUCUUGAGUCUGCAGGUUUCAAGCUGACCAACCAGCUGUUCCAGCUGAUCAUCCUGCGCUACACGGAGGAAGACAUGGCUGUCGACUUCGACAACUUUGUCACCUGUCUGGUCAGACUGGAGACCAUGUUCAAAACCUUUAAGACCUUGGACACAGAUGCAGACGGUCAGAUAAGCCUCACCUUCUUUCAAGUAUGGCCACACAUUCACAUGAACAGAAAUGCUACCAGAUACUCAAACAAUACCUGGUGUUUGUGAUUUAUUCAUGAUUAACAGUCCCUAAUUCACAUGCUCUGUCUGUUCUACAGUGGAUUACGCUGACCAUGUUUGCCUAGAGAUGAGUGGACUCUGUAACUCUUGCACUGCAUCCUGCUGCAUCGCCAGGCCCAGUAUCUGUUGUUUCAGAAGUGCCUUUUCUCCUCCUCUUCUUCCUCGUCUUCCACGCUGCUUGCUGCUGAGGCCCACUGAGACUGUAAAUUCAUCUUUACUGUGCCUGUAUUGGAAACAUGUGCCAAACCUUUAUUUGUCACCUCGUUUGCCAACAGAAGGAAGCUCUCGUCUUCUAGCCCGGCGACUGCUUUUAGCUAUACAAACAUUUCUUGGAAGCAGAGCCAAAAAAGCCUGUAGUUUUUAUGGCAAAGUAAUUUUACAAAAUGUCACAAUAUUCCGUUUUUUUUUUUUUUUGUGUGUCUGAGAAACAAGCUCUCCAUUCAUACAGAAACAAAAUGUCAGUCUGCAGGUUUCCCUCUUCGUGGCUACAUUAAUCUGCUGAUUGGAUAUAAUACUUUGAUUUUUUUGAUUAAAUCAUUUAACUGAUCAAGUGCAGUUAUCUGCAGAAUGGUCCCCUCAGAGCUUUUUUUUUUUUUUUUAAUGGGAGAUGUUUGAUGUCAAUUAUCAGAAUCUCAGUGCAAGAUGUGCAGAGCUGCCAGAUGUGCAGAGCUGCCAGAUGUGGAGAGCUGCCAGCUUGCUCUCCAGCCAACAAUUAGUGCAUAUGAAUGUGAGUGUGUGUCAUUUCGCUACUUGGCCUUUGUAGCAGCGCUGCUGGCCUGGCGCUUUCUGUUUACAUAUUGUGCCAAACUUUGUUUUUACCUGAGCAACAAGGGUCCACUCAUGAAUCUUUAUUGGGCCCUGCAGUGCAGAGACAAUGGUGGUAUGAGAAUGUGUAGAGUUACGUUUCUUAAAAAACCAAUCCUGUUCAGCUUCAAACAUACCUGCUUAUCAUUUUGCAUGGUAAUUUUUACAGACUGUUUUGCAAAAUUUGAAAAAGAAAACUUUUAACUUUUAUAUCAUUGUUGGAACUGAUGUUUUAGUGGUUUACAAAGGGACGUGUCAGCCUUGUUUAAUCUUGACUUUCAAAGGGAACAGGAACACGUCAGUACUUUAGGUAAAGGUAAACAUUUAUGCAAGGUGGAGGACAUGUUGUAUGCAUGCAGUGUGGAAUGUUAUAUGUUGUCUGCCUGCCUCAUUUCUAUUCAACCUGGGGCGGAAAUGUUCUAUUUGAAAGGUUUUAUUACAAAAUAAUAUGUCACUUUUGGGAAGUAUGGAGCAUGUACAAGUGUUUCAAAUACCAAGAUUGUUUGUUCUGCCAAUUAUUUUACCAGUUUUUAUCUUUUUGUAAAUGGGGAAAUUGCAUUUUGAAACAUUAUUUUUUAUUUCAGCAAAAGGUAACUGCCAACCCCUUAAAUAUACAUGAUAAUCUGUCAAUGCCUCCAUUUUUGUGGUGUAAUGCUUAUAUAACAUUGCCCAAUGUUUACAAUGGUAACAUUCUGGGUCCCUUUGGACCCAUUCGUUAUGCCACACAUUGGUUUACUGUGUAACUUGUUCUGAAUUUAUAUAUGUAUUGAAUCUGUUAAUGAAGGCUGAGAAUGUUGGUUGUUUUAAUGGCUGUGAUGAGUAAAUCAAGUAACAUUAUGUCUCCCGUCCACACCCAAAGAACAACACAAACAAACGUAAUAUAGUAAUAAAUAGUACAUUUAGUAACAACAUUCAUAUUAAAAAAAACAAGCACAGUAAAAUACCUUAAGUCCACGAAUGUACACAAUUCAACAUCAUAAUAUUAAGAUCUUUACAGCAGAUUUUGGCUCAUUGUUAAGUUAAAUUGCAGACAUUUAUACAAGCUGAUCAUAUAUUAAGUUAGAACAAAUAUACCUAGUUUAAAAUGAU
Molecule: messenger RNA, 4690 nt
Organism: Toxotes jaculatrix (banded archerfish)
Lineage: Eukaryota; Metazoa; Chordata; Actinopteri; Toxotidae
Gene: capn1
Product: calpain 1
Exons: 22
Coding region: 626-2785 (719 amino acids)
Biological process (GO): proteolysis
Cellular component (GO): cytoplasm
Molecular function (GO): calcium ion binding; calcium-dependent cysteine-type endopeptidase activity
Source: RefSeq, a predicted model, not a curated record